Molecule: messenger RNA, 2425 nt
Organism: Coniophora puteana RWD-64-598 SS2
Lineage: Eukaryota; Fungi; Basidiomycota; Agaricomycetes; Boletales; Coniophoraceae
Exons: 9
Coding region: 439-2271 (610 amino acids)
Source: RefSeq, a predicted model, not a curated record
CGGUCCAAUAAGUAUCGCAUUGACUUCAUUAUUCAUUCCUACUACUAUCAGCUCCUUCUCACUCAACUUCUGCUUCUGCUUCACGCGUUUCAGUAAGGCCACAUAUACAAGAUUCCGCCCUGCUCGCCCUCUCGAUCCCAUGCAUGGGUCAGCGAAACGCUCGGACUCCAAGCACAGUCUGGGUCCAGCAUGCCAAUAUCGCUAGGCAGCCGCGCAGCAUUCGUCAGCGCUUCAGCUUCAGCGCUGGCUAUCCCCGUGACCUUGGCUGAGUUCUAUGAUCAUGCGCUUUCCUUGCUCCUUCCGCAUUUAAGGCGUCUUCGUUGAUUUGCCUCUUGAGUUCGAACCACAUCUUUGCUACCCUCCUUCCGUGCACAAGGCCUCCUCUGUUAAAACAGUUCAACACUUCCACACAACUCGUUUCCUGAAACUCUUGGAAUAAUGGGCCUUUUCUACGACCAUAUCCCUAACGACCUCGCCGAAUGGAUGCUCAAGCAACCCAUGUUUUGGGUUUCCUCGGCUCCGCUCAGCGGAGAGGGGCAUGUCAAUGUCUCCCCCAAGGCCACCCCGGAUAGCUUUCAUAUGACCAGCCCGACACAGGUCUGGUAUGAGGAUCUAACAGGAAGUGGUAUCGAAACCAUUUCGCACCUUCGUGAACCCGGCAAUGGGCGCGUCACCAUCCUCUUUCAGGCGAUGGAGGGCGGACCACGCCUCAUGCGUCUUUUUGGCAAAGGCAGAGUGCACGAGCUCGGCACGCCCGAGUAUGAGACCCUCAUCCCCCGAGAGAAUCGCAAGGCCGGGUCGCGAGCAGUCAUCGUCAUCGACGUCUACAAAGUCGGAACGUCCUGCGGCUUCGGCGUCCCAAAAUAUAAAUUCGAAGGCCAUCGCUCCGCUCUUGAAGGAUGGUGCGAGAACCUCGAAAAGCCUGAUCGCGCCGCCGACCUCUCAGGUGCCCCUCUAGGCGGAAAGCCCAUCCCACAGGGAUAUGACGACGUCAAGGGCAUGCGCGACUGGUGGCACAUGCAGAAUAUGCAGAGCCUCGACGGCUUGCCCGGGCUGGGCGCCGGGGUGCUUGAGCAGCGUAUGCCAAACAACUCGUUUGACCGGAAGAGUCCUGCGUAUGCAACCAGCAAGAAGGCCCCAAAGGCCAUCGAGGCUGGCAAUCAAUCUAGUGCAGAGUCACAGAAGGGGGUCUUGUCAGUAGAUGCAAAGACGGUCGGUCAGAAUCUAUCAUUGGAACAUCCUUCGGCCGUGCUCGUGAUCGUGGUCAUCGCUGGAGCUUAUAAGUCCGACAGUCAUAUAGCCCUCAAUGCUCUCGUGAGGUGGGACUCCGCUUAUUCCUUGAUACCAAGUUUUACCAACGUAUCUUAUUGGGACACCACCACUGACGAGAGUCACAGACGACUUAACAUCUUCUUACAUUGUCGAUCGCAAACUUUUGCUACCAUGGGAAAGUUCUACGAUCACAUUCCCGAAGACCUUGCUGUAUGGAUGCUCAAGCAGCCCAUGUUCUGGGUAUCGUCUGCGCCGCUUAGCGGCGACGGACACGUUAACCUCUCGCCCAAGUCGACCCCGGAUUCCUUCCAUAUGACCAGUCCCAACCAGGUGUGGUAUGAGGAUCUGACAGGAAGUGGCAUCGAAACCAUCUCGCACCUUCGUGAACCGGGAAAUGGACGUAUCACCAUUCUGUUUCAGGCGAUGGAAGGGGGACCAAGGCUCAUGCGUUUAGUUGGGAAAGGCAAAGUGCACGAAGUCGGUACGCCGGAGUACGAAGCCCUGAUCCCAUCUGGACAGCGCAAGGCCGGCUCGCGAGCCGUUAUCGUGAUCGACGUGUUCAAAAUCGGGACGUCCUGCGGCUUCGGCGUCCCCAAGUACAAAUUCGAGGGCCACCGCUCCGCCCUCGAAGGAUGGUGCGAAUCCCUCGAGAAAGCAGACCGCACCGUCGACGCCACCGGAGGAUCACUCGCUGCCCAACGCACACCAGGAGGCGGGGAGAACGCGUCCGUCGGUGCUGAAGACUACAUCGGCGGAGGCAUGCGCGACUGGUGGCGCGCGCAGAACAUGCACAGCCUGGACGGGCUUCCGGGGCUGAGCUCUAAACCGCUGGAGCAGCGCAUGGAGGUGAACUCGUUUGAUCGGAAGAGCGAGAAGUACGCGAGCGCGAGGAAGGCGCCGAGGGCUGUUGAAGCUGGAGUGGAGACGAAGGUUGAGAAGAAUGGAGGGUUAGUGGGCUGGAAAGAGGUUGUUGGGUCAAUCGGAUAUAGGUUGCUGUAGGUGCGAACUAUCAACGUUUUAACCUUCAUACGCUUGGCGUACAAACGUCAUGCAUUGUGUAUUGUACAUCUUGUUUUGUACCUGAAAAGGUCGAAUCAUGUAUACUAGUGGUAUUGGAGCAGAUAUGGUAUUGCGUUGGCGAUGAUAUAAUACC